AUGCGGCUCCGAAGGGCCGGGGCUGUAGGGGAGCUCCAGCUCUUCGUGGGGCUGCUCCUCGCCCUGCUGGCCAAGAAACCUGCCAGCUCCUUAAACGCCAGCGCCUCUGCUGAGGACGUUCCGGUGAAUGAGCCGGCGGUAGAGCUCGUGGAUUCGGAUGCAAAUGUGACAGAACCCAAGGAGGUAGAAUUUGGACCAUGUACAGUUACAUGUGGUAUUGGCAUCCGAGAAGUUAUAUUAACCAGUGGAUGCCCUGGAGGUGAAUCAAAGUGUAUUGUUCGUGUCGAGGAAUGCAGAGGACCAGCAGACUGUGGCUGGGGAAAACCAAUUUCUGAAAGUCUUGCUAGUGUGAAAAUACCUUGCAUUUUUGUACCUCCGGAAGACCGAUUUACAUAUACUUGGAAAAUGUUAAUUCCAGACCAGCAAUCACUCAUUCUUCCUAAUGAUUCAGCUAUUCUGGAGGUACACAGAGAUACACAUCCAGUUGCCUUCCAGUGUGAUACAAGCGAAAAUGAUGAAUUGAUUGCAUCUGUAAAAUAUACAGUGUAUACAACAGCUGAACUGGAAACAAGAAGGUUAAAGAAGCCAGCUACAGAUAUAGUACUGGUGUUCGUACUCAUAACUGGAGUUAUUGUUUGUGUUGGUGUGCUCUUUGCCAUAGUGUUCAUCAUUCUUAACUGGGAAGCUGUAAAGCACUUCUGGCAAACAAAAAUUUGGAGGAGCAGAGAAGAAGUAAUACACAGCUCAUAUGCUUCAAGAACCACAGAAAACUCAGCACAAGUGCCUACAGCAGAAAAUUCUCAGACAUCACAACUAGAAACCAGUGGUCAGGAGCAGGGUGUCUACCAGGAAUGGAAUGCAGAAGGAGGAGAGAAUUAGAAGAAGAAAGAGAUUAUUUUUUAAAAAGAGAUUGUAUUAAAGUAUGUCCAAAAUAUUAAGGAAA
Messenger RNA from Heteronotia binoei (common prickly gecko), 943 nucleotides. RefSeq names its product sperm acrosome associated 1 (gene SPACA1). The record is from RefSeq and is a predicted model, not a curated record. The transcript has 7 exons. NCBI's taxonomy places the organism in Eukaryota, Metazoa, Chordata, Lepidosauria, Squamata, Gekkonidae. Gene Ontology annotation, cellular component: acrosomal membrane. Gene Ontology annotation, biological process: acrosome assembly. The coding region runs from base 1 to 879 and encodes 292 amino acids.